UUCCCAGUUGGGAGCAUAAGGCCAGAGGCUGCUUUCCUUGUGACUCAGAGGUGCAGCUGCCAACUGCAUCUGCGAAGCCAAGGCCAUCUGGGUCCUGUUAGUCUGAGCACCUGGCAAGCGUUAAGGAAAACCUCUCAAAGACUCUGUGCCUGGACCAAGGAUUCAGAAGCUUUCACGGCCUCUCGAGGCAGCCACAGCUCUGCUCCUUACCUGUGCGCUGCUCUCAGAAUAGACCUGGCGGCUGCCACAGCAGACAAGGACGAGGCCACCAAGGACCAAAGCCAGUGCCCUGAUCCUGGGUCUGUAGGGAUCCACCUCAUAGCCCAAUCUGGGGCAUAAGAGGGGCAACUUCCCCUUUACCUUGUCCUCUUUGGUGUGACCAGAAGACCCUGAGGACGUGGAAGACAGCAGGCCACGUGGCUUAGUCACAGCUCCCAAAGUCAGCGCAGAUCAAUGACUGCCCUGCGUUAUUUGUGAGAAUCUAAAGACCGUAAAGCUCCCAUUGAGGAAGAAAGACUUCUCUUGGAAUCUGGUCCAAAGAGAGCGAUUUGGGGCUCUGUAAUCUACAUAGAGCCUUGCACUGUGACUAUAAUACAAAAACAAUAUCCAGCCUUACUGUACUCAACAUACUCUGAUAUCAAUUCAAUUUCCUCUCUGAAUGUUCUUCUUGAGCAAAAAAAAAAAAAAAAAAAAAAAAAAAACCCACAGGUCAGAACUAGAUAGGCUGCAAGUCACACAUGAGGGUGUGGGCACCACAGUGUCUGAUGUGCCGGAUGUCUGUGGUGGAUGCAAACCCCAGCACCACAGUGUCUGAUCACAGUUCUGAUCACAGUUCUGAUCACAGUGUCUGAGAAGCCGGAUGUCUGCGGUAGAUGUAAACCAGUGCUGAGUUUUUUCCCUCUUCUCUGUGCUCAGUCUUUACUCUCUGUUGGCUCUAAGCUGAAAACAGUUCAUUUCCCUGCAAAGCGAGGUGGUAUCUCCCAGUGCAUGAGUCGUCUUGGCUCCGAUCCCACAACACCACAGGGUGAGGGCUCGGACACGGUCUGCCUUUUCCCUCAGCUCUGGAUGCUGAUGUCCGUACGGAAGAGAGCAGACACACCAUCCAGGGAGCCACUGGGUAUCUCAGAACAUGGCAAGCAGUGGAUACCUGUAUAGCCUGGUGGCUGAAGAUGGAGCCUGGCAGGCGUUUGUAUCCAAGGCCAAGUUGUCCAGGGAGAGAGCAGUGGCCCUCCACAAAGCUCUGAGGGAACUGACAGCGCUCUUGGCCAUAGCAGACAGAGGCAGACUUCAAAAAGGUCUGAAAGGCAGGGAGAAGUUUUUGAAAGUCUUUCCUCGCUUGAAAGCAGAGCUGGUGGAGCAUAUCAGUCAGCUCCAUGCCCUGGCUGACCACGCUGAGAAACUACACAGGGGCUGCACCAUCUCCAACGUGGUGGCUGACUCCUUCAGUGCUGCCUCUGACAUCCUGAGCCUCCUUGGUCUCUUUCUGGCACCUGUGACAGCAGAGGGAAGUCUGGUGCUCUCAGCAACUGGCUUGGGGCUGGGGGUAGCAGCUACUGUGACUGAUGUUGCUACCUCAAUCGUGGAGGAAACAAGCAGGGUUUUGGAUGAAGUUGAAGCUGCUCUGACUGGCACUCAUGUGCUGGGGGAGGCUGGCACAAGUGUAGCUAGGAUUGUCAACAAGAUCCCUCAGGCUACCAGAGACAUCACCAGAGACCUGGAAGCCCUUGAGCAGCACAUGAAUGCCCUCAGGCUGGUUAGAGCUAACCCUCGUUUAGAAGAAGAUGCCAGGAUCCUGGCCACCACAGGAAGCAUCUCUGCCCAACGGGCUAUGCAGGUGCGGGCCAGGCUGGAAGGAACCCCUCUGGCAAUGAGCAAUGAAGCCCGGAUCCAACGUGCCGCCACCGCAGGUGCCGCCCUCUGGAGUGACGUGGACAGCCUUGUCAAAGAGUCAAAGCAUCUGUACGAAGGGUCUGCGUCAGAGUCGGCUGAAGCACUGAGGAAGCUGGCUCGAGAGCUGGAGGAGAAGCUAGAGGGGCUCAUGGAAUUCUACAAGACGAUCUGAUCAGGCCCCAGUCAGUCACCCCAUCCCCAAGACAGGCAGAGGUCAGGGGGGAGGACCUGGACAGAGGAGAGCAAGACUGCAGUCAGGUCCGAGAGACCCAGUGUGUAGGCCUGCUGCUGAACACAGCACAAUCAGGUGAGACCCCCUGGUGCCUGAGACGAGAGACCAAAGGAUGUGCUGCUGUGAGAGGGACUGGAAAGAUUGAACUCUGGACUAAACACGGAAGAAGCCAGUUAAGAGAAGGACUAGAAAGCCCUCCCCAGCUGAGCUACUGCAAACAAGACCCCACAAAAGGCAAACCAGAGAGAAAGGUGUGUGCUCUUUAAACACAUCAUGAGCCCCAUCCCUGUGCUUUAGAGCCUGUGCUUCUCCCCAGCUCCCCAGCCGACACCCAUCCUCAGGCAUGUCAUGGUCCCCUAAAUAAACCGUUUCUGUUGUUCCUCA
Messenger RNA from Mus musculus (house mouse), 2506 nucleotides. RefSeq names its product apolipoprotein L 9b (gene Apol9b). Lineage: Eukaryota; Metazoa; Chordata; Mammalia; Rodentia; Muridae. The record is from RefSeq and is a predicted model, not a curated record. The coding region runs from base 1130 to 2062 and encodes 310 amino acids. Gene Ontology annotation, biological process: lipid transport; lipoprotein metabolic process. Gene Ontology annotation, molecular function: lipid binding. Gene Ontology annotation, cellular component: extracellular region. The transcript is spliced from 4 exons.